Molecule: messenger RNA, 1105 nt
Organism: Hylaeus anthracinus
Lineage: Eukaryota; Metazoa; Arthropoda; Insecta; Hymenoptera; Colletidae
Product: ankyrin repeat domain-containing protein 49-like
Exons: 4
Coding region: 248-892 (214 amino acids)
Molecular function (GO): protein binding
Source: RefSeq, a predicted model, not a curated record
UGUCCAACAAAAGAAUGUAAUUAUUGAAAGAAUGUUUAAGAUUUUACCUUUUAUAUUUCAUGAUACACAUAUUUACAAGUCAUUAUAAAUAUGUUGGAUAUUGGUGCAUGCGCAUCAUUCGUUUAUCGCGCCUGCGUAUAACCUUCAAAUUCACGCGGAUUUGUCAUCCGGUAGUCGUACGGACUAAUCCAGGACUAAUCCGAGUAUGAAUUUUUGGAUUCGUCGUUUAAUUUCAUAAAAAAUAAACAUGUCGUCGUCCGAGGAGGAGAGCGAUAAAUUAACAGAUUUGGAAGCGAUCCGUGACAAAAUGUUAAGCGAACCGCGAACCGAACGUAUGCAAGUGAGUGCUUGGGAGGACGACGAUGACGGAGUAGAGGUUGAACGCAACGCAAAAGAGCCCGAUGAAAAUGAAAUUCUUUGUGCAGCUGAAAAAGGUGAUCUAGAAAAAAUCAAAAUAUUAUUAAUAAAAAAUCCUUGUUUGUUGCAAUGCAUGGAUAAGGAUGGCUACACUCCGCUUCACAGAGCCUGCUAUGGCAAUCACAUAGAAGUUGUGGAAUAUUUGCUUAGAGCUGGUGCAAAGAUAGAUGCAAAAACUAUGGACGAAUGGCAACCGCUACAUUCUGCAUGCUGUUGGAAUAACGUUGAAAGUGCUGCACUUUUAAUUGCAAAUGGAGCAAAUAUAAAUGCUAAGAGCAAAGGAGAUCAGACGCCUCUGCAUUUAGUAUCCGCGAGCUCCCACAAUUCUCCUGCUCUGCAACUUCUUCUUCUGCACCCGGAUACAAAUCCUCGCUUAAUAAAUUCAAGUGGGGAUACGGCAGAACAAAUUGCAAGGCGAACAGGAAAGUAUUAUCCGAUGUUUGAGAUAAUUGAAGACUGUCUGAAUAUCAUUUGAGAUGCAAAUGCGAUAUAAAAUUAUCAUUAUAGAAAACAAAGACGUAUUCGAGUGAUUUGAAUUUGAUAAAAAUGCGAACUGUAAAGAUAACACGUUAACGUCGUAAUCGUAGCAUAAAACGUGUUUGUUACAAUACACUUAUCGAUAAAAUAAGAAAGAACGUUUACUACUAUCUAAAAUAAAAUAUAAAGUUGCACGUUGGUGUGUCCAAAA